AUGAGAAAAGAAAAAAAGGCUAUUUUAGAUCAAGUCAUGGAGAAAGAGACUUAUAAUAAAGCGAAAGAAAUUUUGGAAAAAUUUUCUAAAGAAGUAACACCUAAUCCAAUUUUAAAGACUCCUGUACAAAUAACUCCAAAUCUUAGGCAAAGAAUAAUACCUGGUGUUAAAAGUGCAAUUCCACCAAGUCCUUUUGUUAAAAAUCCAGGUAAUUCACUACAGCCAGUGUCAACGGCCAGUUUACUUACCAAACAACCCAUGUUGAGAAUGCCUGCUCCCAUACUUUCCCCCAAUAGAAGUUAUGUGGAUAAAUUAGUUGAAUAUUUAAUCGGAGAUGGUCCUAACAACAGAUAUGCUUUAAUAUGCUCUCAGUGUCAUUCACACAAUGGAAUGGCAUUAAAAGAAGAGUUUGAAUAUAUAGGUUUUAAAUGUUGCUACUGCUUUUUCUACAACCCAGCUAGAAAACUUAGGCCGGAAGCACCAAAACUUGAAUUAACGACUGAUAUUAAAGAAUACAGAGAAAAUACUGAAUUCGAUAGAGAAAAUUUAGAGUCUGAUGAUAUGUUAAAAACUCCUCGUAAAUGGGAAAAGGGAAGAAGGUGGAAAUAA
This is a messenger RNA of Pediculus humanus corporis (human body louse), 609 nucleotides long. RefSeq lists its product as uncharacterized. The coding region runs from base 1 to 609 and encodes 202 amino acids. Gene Ontology annotation, cellular component: endoplasmic reticulum tubular network. The record is from RefSeq and is a predicted model, not a curated record. Gene Ontology annotation, biological process: endoplasmic reticulum tubular network organization. The transcript has 5 exons. Lineage: Eukaryota; Metazoa; Arthropoda; Insecta; Psocodea; Pediculidae.